UUCACACCAUUCUUUCACCUGACUAAAGAAAACAUCAAGAUCUGAGUGAGUUCUUUUAAGGCAACCUCGGUCAAUCAACUAAUAUGGUUAACAAGCUGAAGUGGUUCUUUAGUGGUAAAAGGUUCCAAGAUAGUUCGUGGUCGUGGGUAGUGUGUAUCUCAGCGACUGUGUGUAAUGGAAUUAACCUUGGCUUUGCUUUCAGCUUUGGAGUUUUGUUCCCGGAGUUGAUGAGGCACUUUAAUGCCUCGAGAGAGAGGACAGCCUGGGUUGGUUCGAUUGGCUUGGCCAUGGUUUGGUUUCCAGGUUUGCUGGCUGGAUACCUGUGUGAUCAGUUUGGAUGUCGCAUCACGUGUUUUUUGGGAGGUAUGCUAUGCGUGGCAGGUUUGGCAGCGACUUCUCUCGCCAAUAGUCUCACUCUGAUGUACUUUACCUACGGCUUCGUGCACGGUUUGGGAGCGUGUUUCAUUUUUAUUUCUAACUUCCUAGCAGUUGGAAAGUAUUUCAACGAAAAACUCUCAUUAGCUGUCGGUAUAACGGCGCUGGGGUCCUCCGUGGGCGUCCUUUGCAAUGGCCCGUUGCUUCAGGUUCUUUUGGACGCGUUUGAAUGGAGAAACACCUUUAGAAUAAUGGCGGCAACCUUCGCUCUCAUUUGUAUUUUGGGUUUGAAUAUCAAUCCAAACGUAGUAGAAACAACAAUGGCGGCAGAGGGGAAAUCAGAAGCAUUGGAUACUGAGCAACAAGUAGGAAUUAAAGGCAGAAUCUCUUUUUACUGCAGCGUGUGGACGUUUCCUGUUUACACUUUUCGCGUCAUUUCUUUGACAAUGGGAUGUUUUGGAAUGUAUAUCCCUUACAUCAGUCUGGUCAAGUACUGUGAAGAUGUUGGGGUAACGGCGCAGAGUGCCUCUCGACUGUUCUCCUUCAUCGGCCUUUCCUCGUCGCUUGCACGGAUUCUGACAGGAAAACUGUUCAACAAUGCAAAAAUCAAUUCAGUAUUCGUUAAUCAGUUAUCCCUAUUUAUCGCCGGUGUGGCUGUUCUCUUAUUACCUUUGGCAACUAAAUAUUGGGCCUUAGUUAUUUUCAGCUGUGCUUAUGGAAUUAGCGAUGGAAUUUUUGUAACAACACAAUGUUACAUCUUGCUUAGCUGGGUGGAUAAAGAGAGAGCUACCGCUUCAUUUUGUAUCGAAAGCCUGCUUACUUCAUUUUCAGUGGCUACUGGUGGACCCAUUGCUGGUUUGAUGGCAGACAAAAACGGGGAUUAUACUAAUUCGUUUUACAUGACCGGCGGAGUUCUUAUGUUAGCGUUUAUCAUUCCUUUUGCAUUGAUUUUCAUCAACGGGAGAAAGUCUCAAGUCAGUCCACAAGUUUCAAGAGAAAAGGACGAUGUGGAAGCAACAAACACCGUUCCAAGUGCCAAAGUGAUAGCAAAGGACUUUCCUGUUAGCUGAUUUUACUGAAAAAUCAACACCAUACAAUAUAUUAUGGCAUUAAAGACGUAGAUAGACUUGUCUGGUAAAUCCUGAUGCAGCCAUCUCUUUUUUUCCAGUCAAGCCGAGGAAAAAAAACGGCUUUAACAAGCGAUCUCUAAGUAAAGCCGGAAUUUAGUUACACGCUUUUCAUUCGCCUCCACAGUUUAGAACCAGGUCUCAGAGGUUGAAUCAUUGCAACAUCAACGGGCAAAGAGCUCUUCCCACUUGUAAAUUUAUGUGAUGUCACUAGAAGCGUAAAAUUAAGCGUCGGUUAUUUAAACAAAGUUUAGCCUUUUGAUUAACAAACCCGCUUUCUAAACUAUCUUCAGCUUGGCUGAAUCUUUCAUCUUAACAUUUAUUUCGUGAUCCGUAGUGUCAAGAGGACCAAAAGCUAUCGGUGGAUGGUCAUUUAUUCAAUUCAAUCUACCUUCUUAUAUAGAAAUCCUGAGGCCCAUGCUUGCGUAAAACCGCGGUUUGGGUGAGACCUCGUUUAAAUAACCGGCCCUCAUUGUUUCUUAAAACCAAAUCACCCGCUCUCCCCUCUCUUCCCUCUCUUCCCUCGGUCAGGAGCCUGGGUACGAAGGAUGAGGUUCUCUGAAAAGGUUUGGUUUUCAUAUCGCAUUAAUGGAGUUCAGAAACUAUGGAAACUACAACUGCCAAUGUUGUGGGACCGUUUGAGUACUACAGAUCCUUUUGUGGGGAUCAUGCAAACUUAUAUGGUCCCUUUCUGCUUGAAAGUGCCAGUUUUGACAGACACACUUAGCCAACUGUUUUUUACUUGUUUUUGUUUUUGUUAAUUUUCUUUCAUGAUUUUGAAAAUAUGUUUGAUUUAUCUUUAAGGGAUCAGUCAUUAUCUA
Messenger RNA from Stylophora pistillata, 2323 nucleotides. RefSeq names its product monocarboxylate transporter 10. Lineage: Eukaryota; Metazoa; Cnidaria; Anthozoa; Scleractinia; Pocilloporidae. The record is from RefSeq and is a predicted model, not a curated record. Gene Ontology annotation, biological process: transmembrane transport. Gene Ontology annotation, molecular function: transmembrane transporter activity.